AUGGGCCUUACUAGUCCCGUCAUCCAGCACUAUGGCAUUUCCAUCUCCAACAGCCACAAGAGAUUCAGCAGGGCCAAGAAGGACAAACCAUUCCCCUUCGCAUCCAACAGAAUUACUUUGCCAGACAAACAGAAGAAAGAAUGGAACCGAAUCCUGACUGCAUGUGCCAGCCAUGCCAUGCAAUUCUACUGUGGUGGUGACCCAAGUGGGGAAACUGUGGCACGGAUUAUCAAGGCUCCAUGCUAUCAGAAUUACAACCCAGCUGCUUUGAGUCGACCUGCCACUGACAUGUAUUUUGGAAUGGAUAUUAAGGCAACAAUCGACAAGGAAGCUACCGAAGCAACAAGAACAAUUUUACGUACAGCAUAUGCUAUGGGUAGUGGCUCCAUGUCACUUGGCUACGAUCAGAGGGGAUUCAAAAUUUACCCCUGGUCGGAACCAUUUGCAGCUUUGGUCGCUUUUGCCAAUGAUCAGAUUUUGGAAACUCAUCCGGAAUGGGGUCAAAAGGAAUAUCGAUUCAACCAUGUGAGCUGCAAAAUCUACCACAAGUUCGAGAAUUCUCACGGCCAGUGCCAGGCAAAGCGGAUCAGGCAGCAUCGAGAUUUGGAGUUCAGCAACUUUAAGCCUAAAGUAAACAAUUCGCAAUUACCGGGCUCACCUGUCAUUAUUGGUACUGUAGGAGACCGGAAAUUCCUGGGAUUCCGUAACUACCGAUCGAUCUGGGGUACAAAGAAAAACAGAAAGGGAGAGAAGGUAGAGGGCUGGGUUGAGCAGGAGAUUCCUUCAAGACGAUUCUUUAUUGAGCAGAAAAAUGGUUCUUGCUUUCUACUGCAUCCACAUGACGAGUUCUACAGGAGUCACCAGAAAGCCUUCUGGAAGCAUGAAUCCUGGAUGCAAGAUCCAAAUGGUGUUUGCAUCUCAUUUAUGCUACGAGUUGUUCAGAAGACAGCUAAAUUGAAUGAACAAUCGGACAAGCUAGCCACCCCUAGCAAUCCUUCCGGUAAGGAUGUACUCUUUGAUGCAGCUCACCAAAACUUAGACCCAGCAACAUUCGAACGUAAAUGGGGUGACAUUAUCAAUCAUACUCAGAAUCGAAUGAAGAUUUACAACGUAAAGUUUUAG
Molecule: messenger RNA, 1122 nt
Organism: Seminavis robusta
Lineage: Eukaryota; Bacillariophyta; Bacillariophyceae; Naviculales; Naviculaceae
Source: the annotation of a GenBank genome assembly